CGCCGCGGGGGGGCAGUAGAGCUCCGCUCGACUGCUCUGGAUCCACUGCUCAUGCCUGCUGAAACAACAUGGACGCCUCCACCCCGGCACGUGAAGUUUUUAUGAACGCAGUCAGAGUACUACUAUCAACCUGGCCGGUACUACAGAUUGCUGUCGACAAUGGUUUUGGGGGAGCCUUUGGUCAACAGAAGGCCGAAUGGAUGAUUGAUGUUGUUGGGAAAUAUUUCUAUGAAAACUCUGACCUGGUGCCCUCAGAGGUUGAAGACUACGUCUCAGUCCUUCUGGACCAGGAGUUUAAUACCGAAGUGGACGAUGGCAGCCUGGCCCAGCUGUCACAGCAGAUGUGCUCGAUGUUCUCCCAGUGCCAGCAGGGGGCGACGGAGAAAGUCCAACAGACCAUCGCCUCUCUGGCAGAGAAGAACUCGGGGAGGGCAAAGGUCAGCGUGCCCGCCCCUUCUGACGAAGAGGAGAGUGAGGAAGAAACUGAGGCCAUGGAAUGUGAUGCAGCGCCCAGUUCCUCCCAGGCCACAGCUCUCCCCUCCUCCCCCCCAGCCAAGACGCAGGAGGAAGAGGACGGCUGGACCACAGUCCGCAAGAAGAAGUGAUGAAGAGCAGUGAAGUGAUGUUACCCUCUGAACCGUAUAGUGUUGAUGUGAAUUAAACGAUGAGCUUUGUAUAAAAACCAGAAAACCAAA
Messenger RNA from Gadus macrocephalus (Pacific cod), 695 nucleotides. It is a transcript of the gene tsr2, whose product is annotated as TSR2 ribosome maturation factor. Lineage: Eukaryota; Metazoa; Chordata; Actinopteri; Gadiformes; Gadidae. Bases 69 to 605 code for a protein of 178 amino acids. Gene Ontology annotation, cellular component: nucleus. Gene Ontology annotation, biological process: maturation of SSU-rRNA from tricistronic rRNA transcript (SSU-rRNA, 5.8S rRNA, LSU-rRNA). The transcript is spliced from 5 exons. The record is from RefSeq and is a predicted model, not a curated record.